GGCCCAGGCCAGGCGGACCCAGCCACCUACCACCAUGCAGGACGGUAACUUCCUGCUGUCGGCCCUGCAGCCUGAGGCCGGCGUGUGCUCCCUGGCCCUGCCCUCGGACAUGCAGCUGGACCGCCGCGGCGCUGAGGGGCCGGAGGCCGAGCGGCUUCGGGCGGCCCGCGUCCAGGAGCAGGUCCGCGCCCGCCUCCUGCAGCUAGGCCAGCAGCCGAGGCACAAUGGGGCAGCUGAGCCUGAGAGGACCACUGAGGCCACGAGAGGCGUGUCCAGGGGUCAGUACCACACCCUGCAGACUGGCUUCAGCUCCCGCUCCCAGGGCCUGAGUGCAGAUAAGACUUUGACCUCCCGACCGGUCGCCAAGCCCAUCUACAGUCCUGCAUCCUGGUCUUCCCGCUCGGCUGUGGACCUAAGCUCCAGCCAGAGGCUUAGCUCUGCCCACAAUGGGGGCAGCGCCUUUGGGGCUGUGGGGUACAGGGCAAUGCCACCCGCAGCACCCAUGCCCACCCGGCCUGUGUCCUUCCAUGAGCGCAGCAUGCUGGGUGGCCGGGCUGACUAUGACACGCUGUCCCUGCGCUCCCUUCGGCUGGGGUCUGGAGGCCUGGAUGACCGAUACAGUGUGGUAUCAGAGCAGCUGGACCCCGCAGCCACCUCCGCCUACAGGGCCUUCGCCUACGAGCGCCAGGCCAGCUCCAGUUCAAGCCGGGCAGGGGCACUGGACUGGCCGGAGGCUGCCGAGGGCCCCCCAAGCCGGACCAUCCGUGCCCCUGCCAUGAGGACCCUGCAGCGGUUCCAGAGUGGCCACCGCAGCCGCGGGGGAACUGGGGGGACACCAGGGGCCAUGCUGGAGCCCAUGGCCCGGGCACCCUCUGUGCGCAGCCUCAGCCUCAGCCUGGCUGAUUCCGGCCACCUGCCAGACGUGCGCAGGCUGGACAGCUAUGGGGGCCACCGCACCCUGCAGAGGCUCAGCAGCGGCUUUGACGACAUUGAUCUGCACUCAGCUGUCAAGUACCUCAUGGCUUCAGACCCCAACCUGCAGGUGCUGGGAGCUGCCUACAUCCAGCACAGGUGCUACAGCGAUGCAGCUGCCAAGAAGCAGGCCCGCAGCCUUCAGGCUGUGCCUAGGCUGGUGAAGCUCUUCAACCAUGCCAACCAGGAGGUGCAGCGCCACGCCACGGGUGCCAUGCGCAACCUCAUCUACGACAACGCCGAUAACAAGCUUGCGCUGGUGGAGGAGAAUGGCAUCUUUGAGCUGCUGCGGACUCUGCGCGAGCAGGAUGAUGAGCUUCGCAAGAACGUCACAGGAAUCCUUUGGAACCUCUCAUCUAGCGACCAUCUGAAAGACCGCCUGGCUCGCGACACGCUGGAGCAGCUCACUGACCUGGUGCUGAGCCCUCUCUCGGGAGCUGGGGGGCCACCCCUCAUCCAGCAGAAUGCUUCCGAGGCUGAGAUCUUCUAUAACGCCACCGGCUUCCUAAGGAAUCUCAGCUCAGCCUCCCAGGCUACUCGCCAGAAGAUGCGGGAGUGCCACGGGCUGGUGGACGCCUUGGUCACCUACAUCAACCACGCCCUGGACGUGGGCAAGUGCGAAGACAAGAGUGUGGAGAACGCUGUGUGUGUGCUGAGGAACCUGUCCUACCGCCUGUAUGACGAGAUGCCGCCAUCUGCGCUGCAGCGGCUUGAGGGCCGGGGCCGCAGGGAUGCUGCAGGGGUACCACCCGGCGAGGUGGUGGGCUGCUUCACACCGCAGAGCCGGCGGCUGCGUGAGCUGCCCCUCACAGCGGAUGCGCUCACCUUUGCGGAGGUGUCUAAGGACCCCAAGGGCCUGGAGUGGCUGUGGAGUCCCCAGAUCGUGGGGCUGUACAACCGGCUACUGCAGCGCUGUGAGCUGAACCGGCACACGACUGAGGCUGCGGCUGGGGCACUGCAGAACAUCACCGCGGGCGACCGAAGGUGGGCUGGCGUGCUGAGCCGCCUGGCCCUGGAGCAGGAGCGCAUCCUGAACCCCCUGCUGGACCGCGUCCGGACUGCUGACCACCACCAGCUGCGCUCACUGACCGGACUCAUCCGAAACUUGUCCCGAAAUGCCAGGAACAAGGAUGAGAUGUCCACCAAGGUAGUGAGCCACCUGAUUGAGAAGCUCCCAGGCAGCGUGGGGGAGAAGUGCCCCCCAGCCGACGUGCUGGUCAACAUCAUAGCCGUGCUCAACAACCUGGUGGUGGCCAGUCCCAUCGCUGCCCGAGACUUAAUCUACUUCGACGGGCUACGCAAGCUGGUCUUCAUCAAGAAGAAGCUGGACGGCCCCGACAGUGAGAAGUCCGCGCGGGCGGCCUCCAGCCUCCUGGCCAACCUGUGGCAGUACAGCAAGCUCCACCGCGACUUCCGGGCGAAGGGCUAUCGGAAAGAGGACUUCCUGGGUCCGUAGGCGAGGCCUCCUGGACAAGGGGCAG
Loxodonta africana (African savanna elephant) is the source of this 2453-nucleotide messenger RNA. RefSeq names its product plakophilin 3 (gene PKP3). Gene Ontology annotation, cellular component: adherens junction; plasma membrane; nucleus. Gene Ontology annotation, molecular function: cadherin binding. Bases 35 to 2428 code for a protein of 797 amino acids. The transcript has 13 exons. The record is from RefSeq and is a predicted model, not a curated record. NCBI's taxonomy places the organism in Eukaryota, Metazoa, Chordata, Mammalia, Proboscidea, Elephantidae. Gene Ontology annotation, biological process: cell-cell adhesion; cell-cell junction assembly.